CAGCUGUGACAAGGCUUCAACCCGGUGGUGUGUGUGUGUCAGAGCAAAACAGAACACACACAUUAUUGCAUUGUGUAGUCAGACAGGGACACUGACAGAGACUCUGUGAUGUCUGUCUUUGUGAUACUGGGGCUGCUGGUCUGCAUAGAGGCACAAGGGUCCAGUGCUCUGACUCUUGUGAUUGUGAAGAAGGGAGGGGAUGUGCUUCUGGAGGUCAUAAAUGCUGAUGGUCUUAAGGAUUUUUCUUUUGUUGAGUGGAACUUUAAGAGAACAGCUAUUUUGGUGAGAUUUUCACCUGGAAGAGAUCCAGUAGUCUCUCCUGGUUACACUGGAAGACUUGAGUUUCCUGUGAAAAACUACUCUGUGAAUCUGAAGAAUCUGCAACAUACAGACAGUGGAGUUUAUACUGCACGAGUAUUCGGCUUUAAAGGAGAACAAACACUGGCUAAAUACAUGGUCAUAGUUCGAGAUCCAGUGUCUCCAGUUGACCUGACAGUGGACUCUGUGUCCAACAGCUCAGACUCCUGUAAAGUCACUGUGACCUGCAGAACACAGGACUCUCACAUCAGCAGCACUUUUAGAUGUGACACCCAGACCUGCAGUCAGGAGGGAGGAGAGCAAUCAAAGGUCACAACCUCUGGUGCUUCUCUCCAGGUCUACCUGGACCUGAAUGGCUCAAUCAUCUGUAACCACAGCAACCAGGUCAGCUGGGCAAAAGACAUUAAAAUGACUGAAAAAUUCUGCCCCCAACAUGCUGAUUCAGAGAGUCUCUCUCCUGGUAUCUCUGUGUGCCUGGUGAAGACAGUGGUGUUCUCUGUUGGUCUGAUCAUCAUGGUGUCUGCCGUCAUCACUGUUCACCUCAUGGAGAAACUCAAGAAGAAAAAAUGAACAAAUAGUUUUCCACAAACCAAUCUUACAUAUCUCUCACAGCUUUUAGUUAAAGGUAGCCUGGGGAGUUUUUGACCUCUAGUAGCACUAUGGAGCAGUUGUUUUAGUGAGAGGGUGUCUGUAUAUAUUGUGCAUGCGAGCUCUCAAGGGGAGAUGGUGCACAUUACUGCCACUGUUUUCAUGCUAUUCUACUGACUGACACUUGGUGGCAGUAACACACCAAGAAAUGUAGAAAUACACCAACAAAGGCGAGGAGUUAGAAGAGUCAGCAAACGUGGAUGUAAACAGCAUAUAAAAUAUUCGUGAAAAAAAAAUUGGAAAAGCAAUGGAUUCAACAUGUUUGUGAGGUUUCAAAAAUAUUCACAAUGCAUUUUUAGUGAGUAAAAUCUAAUGUAGAAAUUGUUCUUCACAAGAAAACUCCACAGUGCACCUUUACUACACAUGCUGAUUAUUCUUGAUGAUCUAUAAUCACUGUGUUUACUGUUUGUAAAAUAAUUGUACAGAGAUGAGCAUGUCUAAAAACGUUUUUGGAGGAUGUUAUCUUGGGGAAAAAAACUUUCUAUUUGUAUAUGAUUAAGACCAACAAGGACAAUGGGCCCCUGGGCUCAAACAUGCAAAAGGCCCUACCACCUUUCCUACACAGAAGCAAGACACACAGACUUUAUUAUUGUUUUGCCUCUUUAGUUUUCAUUAUUUUGUGUCUCUUUGCAGUUCUUUCGCAUCUCUUUGUGGUCGUUUUGAGUUUUCUCCUGCUCGGUAUGUGUUGAUUUGAGUGACAUUUUGCAGGUGAAGGCCCCUGACACUUUGGGCCCCUGGGUCUGUGCCCACUCAGGAAUCCAUUCAUGCAUGUGGUCCUACUUGCAAUAUUCUAAAAAAGAUAGCAUGUAUAAGUGUGUGUUUAUAUGUACAGUAUGUUUCAGAGUUUGUUGAAUCAUGUGUAAAUCUGGUACAUGCACCAUUACUGGACACUUACUAAAGCUAUAUAAUCAUCGUAUAUGUUUUGUGAAUGUGUUCAUAAAUAAAAGCCUAAAGAUCCCC
Messenger RNA from Epinephelus moara (kelp grouper), 1926 nucleotides. RefSeq names its product SLAM family member 9-like. The record is from RefSeq and is a predicted model, not a curated record. Lineage: Eukaryota; Metazoa; Chordata; Actinopteri; Perciformes; Serranidae. Bases 109 to 888 code for a protein of 259 amino acids. The transcript is spliced from 4 exons.